Truncatella angustata is the source of this 1951-nucleotide messenger RNA. Its product is annotated as major facilitator superfamily domain-containing protein. The transcript has 4 exons. NCBI's taxonomy places the organism in Eukaryota, Fungi, Ascomycota, Sordariomycetes, Amphisphaeriales, Sporocadaceae. Gene Ontology annotation, cellular component: plasma membrane. The coding region runs from base 255 to 1766 and encodes 503 amino acids. Gene Ontology annotation, biological process: transmembrane transport. Gene Ontology annotation, molecular function: transmembrane transporter activity. The record is from RefSeq and is a predicted model, not a curated record.
ACUGCAAUUAUGUGCCGUUCCACUAAAAGCUUAACGUUUAGUUGUUCAAGUAGUCUGCCCAGCCGUCAGCGAGCAUUAAUUAGUUUCGUCUCCAUAAUGCCGAGGCCCACACCCUGGAAACCAUCCCUUACAGUGGCCGAACCGGACGUGCGUCUAUUCUCCAAGUGGCUGGCUUUAUUUAAUAAGUCAAUGAUGCCCUACACCCGGUGUAUGACCCGUUCUCCCAGCCGCUUCGCUUGUGCUAUUUUCAUUAUAUGGUGCAGCAGGCCGCCGAGGUAGCAACCGUCAUCAUGUUUGGAUCCGGGAAAAAAUCUGAUCUUUCCGACGAAAACAUCGAGACUGGAGCGGAUCAUAUUCAGUACGAUGAGCUUCAUGUGCCGUGUCCACCGCACACCACUGAGCGGAGGAUUGUGUCUCGCAUCGAUUGGCGACUGAUGCCCUUCGUCAUCAUCAUGUACCUGUUAGCGUUUCUGGACAGAGUCAACAUCGCCAACGCAAGGUCCUUCUCUUUGGCGACGGACUUGGAUCUUACCGGUACACAGUACAACACUGCAUUAACGAUGUUCUUCAUACCUUAUGUGUUCUUCGAAAUUCCUAGCAAUAUUUUGUUGAAACGACUUUCACCUAAGAUAUGGCUACCAGGUUGUAUGAUGGGUUUUGGAAUAGUCUCGGUUUGCCAGGGUUUGGUACAAAGCUAUUCUGGACUGUUGGCGACACGAUUCUUCCUGGGUCUGUUCGAGACCGGCAUGUUCCCGGGCUGUUUCUAUCUCCUUGGGAUGUGGUACAGGCGAGAAGAAGCCCAGAAGCGUUACAGUCUGUUCUUCUCGUCGACAAGUUUGGCCGGUGCCUUUGGUGGUCUUCUGGCCUCGGCGAUUGGCAAGAUGGAUGGGAUCCGUGGCUAUCAUGGAUGGCGCUGGAUUUUCAUCCUGGAAGGAUGCCUGACCGUCGUCGUCGCCUUCAUUUUCUUCUUCUUCUUCCCUUCAUUCCCCGAACAAGCUCACUGGCUCAAGGAGGAUGAGCGCGACUACGUAAAAGCCCGCCUGCAAGCAGACCAGGGCCGCAAUGCCGCCGAGCGCAAAGUCAGCUUCCGGGACGUCGCAUCCGUCAUGAAGGACUACCGCGUCUGGCUCGGAGGUUUUAUGUAUUUCGGUCUGAUCGUCCCGGCGUAUGGCUACGCCUUCUUCGCCCCGCAGAUCAUCAAGACGUACGGCUACGACGCGAUCAACACUCAGCUGCGAUCCGUGCCGCCCUGGGCCGCAUCGUUCUGCUUUUCGUUGAUCAUCGCGGCCUUCUCGGACUGGUUCCGGCAUCGAGCUCUCUUCGCCAUAAUCCCGCUCUUCCUCUCCAUCACCGGGUUCGGGAUACUGAUUUCUGUACACAACAACGUAAACCUCGAGUACGCUGCCUUGUUUCUCGUGGUGAUGGGCACCUACGGCGCCAUGCCCAUCAUCGUAUGUUGGUUCAACAUGAACCUUGGCGGGCACCAUCGGCGAUCCAUCGGCACGGCGUGGCAGGUCGGCUUUGGUAACAUCGGAGGUAUCAUUGCAACGUAUGCCUUCUUGGAUGCCGACGCGCCGUACUACAGGAAGGGAUACUCCAUUGCCAUUGCCUUCACCGCACUCAGUGGACUUACCUCGAUCGUGUACUUCAUCACUCUCAAGCUGGAGAACAAGAAGAAAGCCAAGUCUGUUAGGACUGUCGGCCUGUCAGACUACGAGAAAUCGGAGCUUGGUGACCUGAACCCAGACUUCCGAUAUAUGUAUUAGCUCGUGGAUGGACUUUGAUAGGAACGUUAGGAAGACGAAUUGAACCAACAAAGGUAUCGGCCGUUGCCGACAGUGACAUUUCGAUUUUGCAUUCCCAACCCUCCUGCCUCAAACGUGGAGAGUGCGCUGUUACAAGUUUUACCUCGCAGCUGGACCCCAAAAUCGACGCCCAGCACAAACUUUUA